Molecule: messenger RNA, 4358 nt
Organism: Galeopterus variegatus (Sunda flying lemur)
Lineage: Eukaryota; Metazoa; Chordata; Mammalia; Dermoptera; Cynocephalidae
Gene: TTLL3
Product: tubulin tyrosine ligase-like family, member 3
Biological process (GO): protein modification process; cilium movement; cilium assembly
Cellular component (GO): cilium
Source: RefSeq, a predicted model, not a curated record
CUCCGCAUCUUUCUGCAGGUUCCCUUGUCCUCUGGCCAGGAUUCUCCAAGGCGUCUCACCACAUGGGCCGGCUCAGAAACGCCAAAAUCCACGUGGACAGAGCUGUCAAGCAGAAAAAGAUCUUUAUGAUCCAAGGCCACUACCCAGUGAUCCGGUGUCUUUUGCGCCGGAGGGGCUGGGUGGAGAAGAAGAUGGUCCAUCACACGGGAACCAUCCUGCCACCACCCCAGAAGGAUCUGGAUAGUUCAGUGAUGGGUGACAGCGACACUACUGAGAACGAGGAUGAAGACGAGGACGAGGAGUUCCAGCCACCACCACUGUUGGACUUGGAUGAUUUACUGGAAUUUGAUGACCUGGAUGGGACACAUGCUCUGAUGUCCCGCAUGGUUCGGAACGAGACCCCCUACUUCAUCUGGACCUCUCGGCGGGACGUGCUGGACUGUCGCUUCCUCUCCAAGGAUCAGAUGAUAAACCACUACACCCGGGCUGGCUCCUUUACCACAAAGGUGGGUCUAUGUCUCAAUCUCCGGAAUUUGCCAUGGUUUGAUGAGGCUGAUGCUGACUCCUUCUUCCCACGCUGCUACCGCCUGGGGGCUGAGGAUGACAAAAAAGCCUUCAUAGAGGACUUCUGGCUGACAGCUGCCCGCAACGUCCUCAAGCUGGUGGUGAAGUCUGAAUGGAAGUCAUACUCUAUCCAGGCAGAAGAGGAAGAGGCCUCAGGAAACAAACAGCCCACGAAACAGGAAAAAAAGCCAGUGUCAGUGUCCCCAGAGUUUGUAGAUGAAGCUCUGUGUGCAUGUGAGGAGCACCUGAACAAUCUAGCCCACACGGACAUCGACAAGGACCUGGAAGCUCCCCUGUACCUCAGCCCUGAGGGCUGGUCCUUCUUCCUCCAGCGCUACUACCAAGUGGUCCACGAGGGGGCAGAACUCAGGCACCUCGACUCUCAGGUCCAGCGCUGUGAGGAUGUCCUGCAGCAGCUCCGGGCUGUGGUACCCCAGAUCGACAUGGAAGGGGAUCACAACGUCUGGAUUGUGAAGCCAGGAGCCAAAUCCCGCGGACGAGGCAUCACGUGCAUGGACCACCUGGAAGAGGUGCUGAAGCUUGUGGACUGCAACCCCAUGAUGAUGAAGGAUGGCAAGUGGGUGGUGCAGAAGUAUGUUGAGCGGCCCCUGCUCAUCUUUGGCACCAAGUUUGACUUGAGACAGUGGUUCCUGGUGACCGACUGGAACCCUCUUACUGUGUGGUUCUACCAUGACAGCUAUAUCCGCUUCUCCACACAGCCAUUCUCCCUGAAGAACCUGGACAAAUCAGUGCACCUGUGUAACAACUCCAUCCAGAAGCACCUGGAGAAUUCGUGCCAUCGGCAUCCGCUGCUGCCUCCAGACAACAUGUGGUCCAGCCAAAAGUUCCAGGCCUACCUGCAGGAGAUGGGAGCCCCGAAUGCUUGGUCCACCAUCAUUGUACCUGGCAUGAAGGCUGCCGUGAUCCACACGCUUCAGACCUCCCAGGACACCGUGCAGUGUCGGAAGGCCAGCUUCGAGCUCUACGGUGCUGACUUUGUGUUCGGUGAGGACUUCCAGCCCUGGUUGAUUGAGAUCAAUGCCAGCCCCACCAUGGCACCUUCCACGGCUGUCACCGCCCGGCUCUGUGCUGGUGUGCAAGCUGACACCCUGCGUGUGGUCAUUGACUGGCGGCUGGACCACAACUGUGACACUGGAGGCUUCGAGCUCAUCUAUAAGCAGCCUGCCGUGGAGGUGCCCCAAUAUGUGGGCAUCCGGCUCCUGGUAGAGGGCUCCACCAUCAAGAAGCCCAUGGCCAUGUGUCAUCGGCGGAUGGGGGUCCGCCCAGCACUUCCUCAUCUGCUGACCCAGCGAGGCUCUGGGGAAGCCCCUAACCACUUCCCCCACCUCAACACCAAGGCCCAGCUGCCUUCUCCCCAUGUGCUCCGACCCCAGGGGUGGGGCCUCAGACUGCAGCACAGCAAGCUGGUGGGCUCUAAGGCCCUGUCGACCACAGGCAAGGCCUUGAUCACUCUACCUACAGCCAAGGUUUUGAUUUCUCUCCCACCUAACCUUGAUCUCAAGCUGGCACCCAGCAUCCUGAAGCCAUAAAAGGUGAGCUGCAAAUUCACCUUCAAGGCCCCCAUCCUGGAAGUGCCUUGUCACCUCUGCCCUUUGAAGUCAGAACUCUUCCUAGCACCCAUAGGAAGGUCAAGACCAAACGCAAGUUCAAGGCCAGACUGCGACAAACCCAAAGCAUGCCCUGAGAAGAGACUGAGCCUCCUGGAACCCCUGCCCCUUAUUGAUAUAUUCCAGAGGCCAGGGGGCAUGGGCAACAGGAGGCUAGGGAAGCCCGCAUCAGUCCCCACUACCCCUGUCCUGGAUCCAGCGCCAAAUAAAAAGCAGCAAGUGAAGUAUUCUGGCUCCAUUUCUGUUGGAGGGUGAAGAGCAGGUGGGGCAAGACCCUCUACCCCAAGGUCCACAGCAAGAGCUGGAGGCCAUCAACAGCUGCUGUAUGCAGCAAGGCCCAGAACUCCCACCUGGUGACAAACAUGGGCUUCCUGUUCAGGGACUCCUAUGGCAUCUCCAAUCCUUGGGUGGGGGUGGGAGGGAUAAGCUUUCAUUUUACUGAUGAGGAAACUGAGUCUGAAAGAGGAGAUGUGGCUUGCCCAAGAUCAUGUGGCAAUGAGAAGGCAGGGACACGUUGCCAGAGCUGCUGACUGCUGGGAGUCCCCCCAGCCCCAGAGAAUAAGCUGGCUGGCAGCAGAAUGACAUCUAAUGGUCACAGACACAGGAGAAAGGGUGGACCUUCCCUAAACUCAAGCCCUUCUCCAGAUGGAGUAGGUCUUGGUCUCUUCUUCAGUAAGGGGCUAAGGUCACCUAAAAAUGAAAUAUCCAACAAGCUACACCCAUGUGAUAAAGUUUGGUAUUUCCUAGUUGUAGUGGGUUGAGCGGUGGCCUCCAAAAGAUAUGUCUUCCUGGAACCUGUGAAUGUGACCUUAUGUGUGAAAAGAGUCUGUUGAUUUAAUUAAAUUUAAGAUCUUCAGAUAAAAUCAUACUGGAUUAUCUGGGUGGGCCCUAAACCCAAUGGCAAGUGUCCUUGUAAGAGUCAGAAAAGAAGAAACAAACAUGAGGAUAAGUCCAUGUGAAGAUGGGGUCAGAGAUUGGUGUGAUGCAGCCACAAGCCAAGAGACACCUGGCACCAUCAGUGAAUCUAGGAAGUAAUCUCCUUUAGAGUCUUCAGAUGAGGUGGCGCUAACACUUUGAUUUUGGACCUCUGGCUUCCAGAACUGAGAUUUCUGCUGUUCUAUGCCACUCAGGUUGUGGUAAUUUGUUACUGCAGCCAUAGGUAACUAGUACACAAGUCAUGCUGAAGAUACACAUGCUCUGAUCCAGAAAUUCUUGCAUAACUAAACCAGGAAAUGUGUACAAGCAGACUCACAGCAGUAUAGUGACAACUAAGUGACCUAACUGCUCUAUUCAAACUCUGGAAUUCAGACUAGGUGCCAUACAACACAGAUGCAUUUCACACUUUGGAGCAAGAGCAAAUCACAAAAGAAUAUAUACAGCAUGAUUCCACUUACAGAAAAUUCAACAGGCAAAAUGAAACAUUGUUCAGAGAUGCAUAUGUAUGUGGUAAAACUUAAAAAGAAAAGCGAAGAAUUCUCCCAAGUCAGGGCAGUUGAUUCUAACCCAGACUGAACAGUAGAACCCCUUCCGGAACUUUAAAAAAAGACUGAUGCCAGGGUCCCCACCCCAGGCCAAUAAAACUGGAAUCUCUGGGCUGCAGAACCAUGGGGAAGCAUGAGGAUUUACGCUUCCUGCAGGGGUGGGGGAGGGGGAUUCUCAUGUGGGGCCAGGGUUGAAAACUGCUGCUCUACAAGGAAGGAGAAGGUGCUUCUAUUUCAUGCCCCAAGCGGGGUUAUAUAGGUGUCACUUUAUAAUUCUUUAAAUCACAGAGCUGUUUUAGGCUCUCCUUGUAUGUUUGAUACAUCUUUUUUUUUUUUUUUUUUUUUGGUGGCUGGCCAGUACGGUGUAUUUAUCAAUUUUUUUAAAGCAAAAGAUAGUCACAGAAAGAAUUCUGACCACCUGGGGGAGGGGGAAAUGGGGGGUUAAUGUUCAAUGAGUAUAAAGUUUCAGUUUUACAAGAUGAAAAGAAUUCUGGAGAUGGAUGGUGGUGCUGGCUGCACAACACUGAAUUUACUUAAUGCAACUGACUGUACACUUCAAAAACGGUUAUGGUCAAUUUUAUGUUAUUUGUAUUUUACCACAAUUAAAAAAAGAAAAAUCUGACAUCUCUUCCCAUCCAGGAUUGAGACAGAAACUGCUAAAUAAAAAGACCAUAUAUUCAUCUCA